Molecule: messenger RNA, 2666 nt
Organism: Perca flavescens (yellow perch)
Lineage: Eukaryota; Metazoa; Chordata; Actinopteri; Perciformes; Percidae
Gene: rab15
Product: RAB15, member RAS oncogene family
Exons: 7
Coding region: 223-864 (213 amino acids)
Biological process (GO): Rab protein signal transduction
Molecular function (GO): GTP binding; GTPase activity
Source: RefSeq, a predicted model, not a curated record
CACUGGAAACUGGAGGCUGCCUGGGAAGCUGGAGCAUCCCUGCUUUGUCACCCACCGACAGACCCAGCGUCAGUGAACAAAAAGAAGCAUAGCCAAAGCCCCAUGUUGACCAUUUGAGCAGACAUGGAAUGCAGGUGGGGAGGGAUCGGUCAUUCAUCGCUGAGUUAGCUGACUAGGGCUUUUUUUUUUUUUUUUUUUUUUAAUUGAACACUACCCAACACUAUGGCUAAGCAGUACGAUGUGCUCUUCCGACUCCUGCUCCUUGGAGAUUCUGGGGUUGGGAAAACAUGUUUGUUAUGCAGAUUCACGGACAACGAAUUUCACCCGUCUCACAUCUCCACCAUCGGAGUCGACUUCAAAAUGAAGACACUAGUAAUAGAUGGUAUCAAAGUACGGAUACAGAUAUGGGACACUGCAGGCCAAGAAAGAUACCAGACCAUCACUAAGCAGUACUACAGACGAGCACAGGGAAUCUUCCUGGUGUAUGAUAUCACGAGUGAGCGAUCCUUCCAACACAUCAUGAAGUGGGCCAGUGAUGUGGAUGAGUACGCUCCUGAGAAGGUCCGGAAGAUCCUUGUAGGGAACAAGUCCGAUGAUGUGGACAAGAGGCAGGUGGCCACAGAGCAAGGUAUCAAGCUGGCCAAAGCUUAUGGAAUGGACUUUUUUGAGACAAGUGCCUUCACCAACCAAAACAUAGCAGAGACUUUUACACGCUUGGCUGAACAGGUGCUGGCAGCCAAUAAAAAGGACCUGGAUCUUCUCCGAAUGUCCAAUAAUGACGAGAUUAAUCUUGCUGCUCUGGAGGAAGAGGAAGGACUCUGUGACGGUGCGCCUGGCGACCAAGGCAAAGGCUGCUGGUGUUAAAGAAACAAUUUAAAUGAGAUAGUCUGUUAUCACCAGAAACUUUGCACACUCUGGGCAACAUGUUUCUCCGUUUGUCUUUAGGUGAAACAAAGAGGAAGACUAAGCUGCAAUUUUGAAACCAGCUAUGUUCCUCUGAUUCAUGUGAGCAAUGCCAAAAAUGCUAACGAGCCAUUUGAGAGCAGUUUCAUGGACAAAGGUGGAAACAUUUUGCUACACAGUGCCAAGUGUGUGGUGGAUUAACCAACUGAACGUCCAAAUGUCAAGGUUUGACUCAGUGGGACAGAAUGUUCAUUGUCUAAAGCACUGAUUCCUGCUCAGUUCAGUGUGUCUUCGACGUAUACAAAUGAAAACCCCUGUCCACUACAAAUUCUGCAAUUGACAUAGAGUUGAAAAGACUAAACACAAAAUUACAAGAUUUAAUCAUCUUUUCUUACAGACUUUGUACGGUGUCCUGAUGUAGAGGACGGGGAAUGACCUGGAAUUGUCCAUCGCUGACUUGAAACCUUUCACAAUGUUGUAUUUCACAUUAUUUUUCCUAAGCGCUGUCUCUGAUAUUGAUUAUAGGGCUGGGUGCCUUGCAAAUCAACAAUGUAAUUGAUUACAUUUGGCCUUCAUCUACCCCUUUAGUGUUUUCCUUUAUGUGGGUAUAUUUUAGCAGUCCUGAGCCCAUAGCAUUUCUACCAUUGAAUGCAUUAGAUGUAGUGCGGGAAUUUGACCACAAGAGGGUGCUAUAUGCAUUGUGAAAACAAUAUAUAUACACACACACACACACACACACACACACACACACACACACACACACACACACACACACACACUGAAAAGAUGUUCAGUGUUAAAUUAUGCUAUUUCACUAUCUUUUCUUAUGUGUUUGUUUUUGGUUGUUAUUGCACUUGCAAUGACUAUCUUUAAUGCGAUGGGAUUCUAAAUAUAUGCAGCCGUUACAUUGUUUUCUUUUAUUAUUUCCAUGCAAAUAUUGGCUCCAGAGAACGUUAUGCAGCUUGUAAUAUCAUCCAUGUGACCACACAUACAUCCUGACCACACAUACAUCCUGAUAAUUUCCAGUCAAGUACACCAGUGUAAGUCGGUAACUGAAGGAAACAUUGAGAGCAAAAUGAUUCUAUUUCCCUGUAGCAAAACUCAAGAUAUUUUUUUCCAUUUUAUAGUCUUUGUUUAUAACCGAAAAUAUUAUAUAGAUGGUUUGAUAACUGCCCAUUGCAUUGUACAUACCAUGUUUUUCAAAGCAUUGUAGAUCAGUAAUCAUGAGGACACGCCAUUGAUUUAAUGUAUUACCAUUAGAGGGCUGUAUAAAAAAAGUCCACAGUGAUAUUCUAGAUGGUCUGAAAUAUUCCCUCUGUGAUGAUAAUAAUGUCUUGGUCAUUCUGUCCUUUUCUCACUGUUUUGUUCAGAGUCCAGUGGAGAUGCCAUUUCUUUUUUUAUCCCCUCAGACUAAACCGGGACGAGAGAGUUUUGCAUGUGAUCCACUCUUCUUUCCUUUCUUUUAUUGCAACUUCAAUGAAGUUAAUAAUCAACUGACCGUAAGACAAGUAUAGCAUUUGACCAGAGUUGCCUGUUUGAGACUUAAACAGAAUGACCCAUCAUCGGACGAACUUUGGCUACAUUUUUUUGCAACUUAGUAAUACUACAUGCUACUCAAAACAAUUGUUAAUCUGUGAACUGUGUGAAAUGGCAGUAUGUUGUACUGAAUGAUGUUCUGGACUAAGCUCUAGAUACAAAAUGUGUUGUUUUCGAGAACUAUUUUUUUUCUUUCUUUCUUUAAAGGCUCUGACACACCAACCCGA